AUGAUAAGCGCGACGAGACGCUGGCUUCGCCGCCAUCGCAACGGUAUAGCUAUUGGCGUUGGUGUUGUUGGAGCGGGAUACCUGGCCGGCCAAUAUGUCCUAUCGAAGAUAUCGGAGACUAGAGAGCGCAUGAGUAGCGAACGGAUUGCUCGAGAGAAUCUUCGAAGGAGAUUCGAACAAAACCAAACGGACUGCACUUUUACCGUGCUUGCCUUGCUGCCGACGGCCGCGGAGAAUAUUCUCGAGGCUCUACCCGUCGAGGAGCUGACGAAUGAGUUGCAGCAAAAGAAGGCGGAGCGGCUUGCCAAACUCAAUGCUGGCGAGACAACGGGAUCCGAUCUUAGUAGCUCAGGUGCCCCAAGCGCGACGGAGGAUGAUGGACGUAGUCUUUCAAGCUUCCGGAGCGAGGGGCAUGUUCAUAACAUGGAGAUCUCUUCGGAAGCGGAGACCCAGAAACCGAAGAGUAGAGCACAACAAGUGGAAUGA
Messenger RNA from Histoplasma mississippiense, 486 nucleotides. RefSeq lists its product as hypothetical. The record is from RefSeq and is a predicted model, not a curated record. Lineage: Eukaryota; Fungi; Ascomycota; Eurotiomycetes; Onygenales; Ajellomycetaceae. The transcript has 2 exons. Gene Ontology annotation, molecular function: protein-macromolecule adaptor activity. Gene Ontology annotation, biological process: protein import into peroxisome membrane. Gene Ontology annotation, cellular component: peroxisomal membrane. The coding region runs from base 1 to 486 and encodes 161 amino acids.